AUGUUCAAGCAAUGGAGGGAGAAGUUCAUGGUGCUGACCCUAGAGGGCAGCCUGUGCGUCUGUCGCGAUGCGGAGACCCCUCCCGACCAGGUGGUGGCGCUUCUGUCCAACUGUGAAUCCAUCGCGGAGGGCCGAGAGAUCCUGGACCUGCCCAGGCUGCCAGCAGGGGGCAGGAGAGACUGCUGCUUCGCCCUCAUACUGCCGCAGAACAAGUAUCUGCUGCUACUGGCCGACAACCCUGAAGACUGCAGUCUGUGGUUGAAGCUGCUGAGGAAAGUGAGAGAGGGCAUGGCUUCACCUUUGACCCUUCAGAGGCAGCGCAGCAUCGCUCCCUGCAUCACCGACAGAGAUCCUCUCCCGGACACGCCCAGAAGCGAACCCGGGUCUCCGCGCACCGGAGAGAUGACCCCCCCACCCUCACGCAUGGCCAAUCGAGGCGGGUCCUUCAGAGACAGGGAUCAGACCACAGGAGCCUCCACGCACCGACGGUCGUUGCGCAGCGUGUCGGCCGCGCCGCCCCACCGCGUGUCCGACUGCCUUCGCCACGGCAACAGCAGCGACGCCCGGGCCGUGCGGGCCGUGUGCCUCCUGAUGGGCGGGGCUGCGGCCUCCUCGGCGCUGGGCUACCUGAACACCUGCACCCCAACCUCGCCCCUGGCCACCCGGGCCCCUGCGAUGGUGCAAGUCUCCGGGGGCUUCGCCGAUCUCCCCGGCGGCGGCAGCCCCUUCCACGGCUGCAGCCAGGACGUGGACUCGCCGCACUUCAACAGCUUCGACUUCGAGGCCGACGCGGAUUUCGACACAUUCGACUGCGGGGGCUUUGCCUUUUGAUCCGGAGGGAAACCUAAAUAAGACACACACACGCGUGCAAAAAAAUACGACGACAGCGAAGAACAGAAAUGUUUGAGCACAAAAGAAAACGCUCGCGUGAUCACAAGCUGUGCACCGUGCACAUGUUCGUUUAACUGAGGUUAAUUAAUUAUGCGUUAUCUCCACUAAUAAUUUAUUCAUUAAUCAGUUGUCGUGCACAGCGACGAGGUCAAUGAUUCAUGAUCUUGGCUGGUUCCGAAUGUUUUUAGUGGGACACGCACUCCCUUUUCUGGAUCACCAGGAGCGGCCACAGAUCAUAAAACCUGGCUGGCUUAAUUUGAUGGUCCAUUCAACUGAGAGAGUUUUUGGCAUCGCUGCACAGUGCAAUCUUGCAUACAUGUGAUCAUCGUGCUGGUCUAUGUAGGCUACUAGAUUGCCUUUGUGCUCAGUGGGAUGAGAUCAGAUAUGGAGUUGGGGUUGGAGAGGGCCCAAGGGGUCAAAGAUCAGUGGGAAAUUACUAUAUAUAUAUAUGGAGUAAACAUUUGAUGUUGUUCAAUAUUCUUUCUGAUGUGCAGAAUCCAGAAAUGAGUACAGCUCUCUCAAACACAUAUAUCAAUUAUAUUAGUGUGUUAUUCAAUCUUUUGUCUGGUGCACAGUAUGCACUAGUCUGUGACUUGACUGUGUGUGCAUGCAUAAUGUGUGUGCAUGUGAGUGCAUUUGCGUGUGUGUAGAUAUUUACCAAGUUUAUAUUAGUGUGGUAUUCAAUACUUUGUCUGGGGUGCAGUGUGCCCUAUACUCUGCAUGUGUGUGCGUGUGAGUGCAUGCGUGCAUAUGUGUGUGGGUGUGUGUAGCUUUUUACCCAGUCACAAUUGGCCCCCAUUGCUUGGCGGUUCACCUGUUUCAUUUAAUGUCGCGCCUCCCCACCUCACAAACCAGGUCUAAGUUCACAUGGUAAAGUCCUAAAACCGGUAGUCACCAUGACUGUGCUGUCUACUUGCUGCAGUGGCACAGUGGGACAGCAUGACAGUAUUACAUGCAGUAGCACACUAAACGCAAUAGUACAUUCAGGAGUAGAGUUGUGCACAGACUAACAUUAGUAAACAAUGUAAUACCCAGUGGCAAUAGCAACCCUUAUUGUAAGUGGCUUUGGAUAAAAGCGUCUGCUAAAUGUAAAUGUAAACCUAACACAAUAGUUCACUCAGUAGUAUAGUGUACAGACUAACAUUAGUAAACCAUGUAAUACACAGUGGCAAUCGUAAACCUAACACAGUAGUACACUCAGAAGUAGAGUAGUGAGUGGAUUAACAUUAGCACAUAUGUAGGCAGUCACAAUAGUACACUUAACACAGAUUCGUUACCAUGACUGCUCCCAUCCUGCUGCGGUCGCACAGUGGGAUGGUAUACAAGCAGUAGUUCACUAAACGCAGUACACUCAGCCGUAGAGUAUAGUGUACAUACUGACAUUUGGUAACAGAGUAUUACACAGUACUACGUGGACGCUUUGGUACACACUGUCGCAGCAGUACACGUAGUUCAUACAGUAAUUUUAGAAAAAAGUUGUAUUUAUUGCGUGUGUGGGUGCUUGGCUUUGUGUGUUUAUGAGGGAAAAUUAUGAAUGAUGACUUUGGCAUGUGAUGCCCACAAAAAUGCCCCAAAAGAGCCUCAUCUCAUAAUCCACCAAUCCACCUCUGUCCUCCUUCUCUAAAACCUAAAUUAAACUAAAUGAUGAGUGUGACAAGUGUUCUCAUUUGUUUU
Molecule: messenger RNA, 2565 nt
Organism: Gadus chalcogrammus (walleye pollock)
Lineage: Eukaryota; Metazoa; Chordata; Actinopteri; Gadiformes; Gadidae
Exons: 4
Coding region: 1-831 (276 amino acids)
Biological process (GO): regulation of cell differentiation
Cellular component (GO): membrane
Source: RefSeq, a predicted model, not a curated record